This is a messenger RNA of Patiria miniata (bat star), 6642 nucleotides long. It is a transcript of the gene vps8, whose product is annotated as vacuolar protein sorting-associated protein 8 homolog. The transcript has 40 exons. Lineage: Eukaryota; Metazoa; Echinodermata; Asteroidea; Valvatida; Asterinidae. Gene Ontology annotation, biological process: protein targeting to vacuole; endosomal vesicle fusion. The coding region runs from base 1 to 4266 and encodes 1421 amino acids. Gene Ontology annotation, cellular component: HOPS complex; late endosome; CORVET complex. The record is from RefSeq and is a predicted model, not a curated record. Gene Ontology annotation, molecular function: protein binding.
AUGGCCGAGACUACUGCGGACAGUAAAAACGGGUCCGAUAGGACCUCGGCUUCCAUGGAGAAUUUCACGAACUUAGAGGUGGAUUUGUCCCUCGACGACAUAACGAUUGAUGAUGAUGAGUUUGAUAUCCCAGAAUUGGAAACAGCCCCGACGUUGGAUAGCAUUCUAAAUGAGAAUGAUGAGCCUUUUGAUGUGGAUGCUCCAUCAAUGAGUCUCUUCAGCCAAGCAUCUGAUGCCACAGCGCCUGUGUCUGAACCCAACACGCCUAGCAAAUCUCCACACAAAUUGAAUAGAAAGAAGAGUGUCCAGUAUCCAGUCCAUGGCUCUAUCAUCCGCCAUGUCGUGCUCAAAAAGAUCUCCUCUCAGCUCAUGUCUGCCUCAGAUCGCGUACAAGCAGGUAGCCCAACAGCCAUGGCCAUCUCACAGUACAUUGCUGUAGGGACAUCACACGGUCUUAUUCUUGUUUUCGAUCCAGAACAGGUGUUAAAAUGGUGUCUUGGUAGCACGGCGUUAGGAACGCAGUACGGAGCUGUGUCUGCGUUGGGCAUAAACAACGACUGCUCUAGGCUUCUGGCCGGCUUUGCAAGGGGACAGAUCACCAUGUGGGAUCUGACCAAUGGUAAACUGUUACGAACCAUCACAGAUGCCCACCCACCAGGCUCAGCAGUGCUGCACAUACAGUUCAGUGACGAUCCUACCAUGGCUAUAUGCAGCGACAGUGGCGGGUCUGUCUUUGAGAUGAGUUUCAAGCGAGUCAUGGGCAUGAGGACCUGUGAAUCCAGAUGUCUCUUCUCUGGCAGCCGUGGUGAGAUGGCUACCAUAGCUCCCCUCCACAUGAACACUAUCAUGCAGCACCCUAUGAAGGACAUGGCUCUACUAGCAAUGGCUACCCUGUCCAAGAUUUUUCUUGUCAGUGUGCGACCCAAGCUGACAGUCCUAUUCACAAAACAACUCAAGGGCGACCCGACUACUCUCCCCCUGCUGGCCUGGCAGUUUGCCAUCAUACAGUCGUCAGAUGUCACACGUGUCGUGGACCCUGUCUUAGCAUUUGCAAGAACCGACGUGAUUCAUUUUCAUCAGGUGCUGUACAAUGAUGAAGGCAUGGUGAAAGUACUGCCUCUACAGUCAAUUAAUCUACCAUACAAUCUCAUAGCACUGCACUGGUUCAACUCCAAGACCUUGGUUACCGUGGAUACCACUGAGCGUCUUCACCUCGUUGAUGUCCGUACAGAAGAGGAGCUUGAAGUCUUGGACCUGGUAGACAUCGAACUGGUAUACAGCAGCAGUCACUUCAAGUCGCUAGCCACAGGAGGGAAUGUCAGUAAAGCUAUGGCUUUGGCUGGUGAGCGUGCCUGCUACCAGUCCGUCGCUUCACACAAGGGACAACUGGUCAUCCUAGGAACUAAGUCGUUGCACGUCAUGACCACCAGGGCCUGGAAUGAGAGAAUAGAAAUUCUGGUGAAGGACGACAAGUACAAAGCAGCCUUGGCAUUGGCCCAUUCUUUCUACAACGGCAAAGCAGGGGCGGUAGUCGGUCUCUAUGGAAACAGUGGAGAAAGACGUCAGACAGUAGCACAAAAGAUCUUGGAUUUAUUGUUCACCUAUGUCGAUGUCUCUAUGAAGCACGGUCCCAUGAGGGGGGCAAUCCACUUACUGGAAGAGCAUUUCCAGAGAGUUGUGCCUGUUUGUGUGGAUUAUUGCCAGCUACUGGGCAGAAAGGAUAUUCUUUUCGGUCCAAUCUACGACCGCUUCCAACAAGACAGCAUAGCUAAGGGUGUCUUCCUGGAGUGUCUAGAGCCGUACAUUCUCAACGACACUCUCACGUCCAUCACGCCAGCCGUCAUGCAGGAUUUUGUGGACCACUACAAGACGCGAAUGAUGAUACACAACGUGGAGGCCUGUAUUGUACAUAUGGAUAUAGCCAGCUUGGAUAUACACCAGGUGGUGUCUCUGUGUUGGUCCCAUGGUCUGUACGAUGCCAUCAUCUACGUGUACAAUAAAGGCAUGAACGACUACAUCACCCCACUGGAAGAUUUACUGAAGGUGCUGGGCCAGGCGGUCCGAUCGGGAAAACAACUCACAGAUCAACAGAUUAAGCUAGGUAACAAGCUGCUGGUGUAUAUAAGUUGUUGUCUGGCUGGACGUGCCUACCCCUUAGGUGACAUCCCGUCUCAUCUUGCCAAAUCUGUCAAAGAAGGGGUCUGGAAGUGUCUUACAGCUCUUCACACCAAAGAAGCAAACGAAGAGGAGCAUGUCUACCCUUCCCUACGCACCCUGCUUCACUUUGAUACCAGGGAGUUUCUGAACGUUCUUGCUCUUGCCUUUGAGGAACCGGAGUUUGCAUCUCAAGGAAGUUCCUAUGCUGCUGGCUUGCAAUCUAAGCAACGAAUCGUAGACAUCCUACUCCAAGUCAUGGUGGAAAGCGUAGGCUUCUCGCCUGCCCAGGUGGGAUGUCUCUUCACAUUUCUGGCCAGGCAGAUGGCCAGGAAUGACAACAACAUUGUGGUCAACAGACUUCUCUUUGAACAGGUGCUAGAGUUUCUCUCUAAUCCCGACGAUGAAACAAGGCAUGAAGAAAGGGAGCAAGCCUUGCUGCAAUUGGUGAACGCUGGAGGACUGGAACAAGUCGAUCAGCAGAAACUACUCCGACUGGCCGAGGGAGCUAAAUUUUACCGUGUGACUGAGCUCCUGUAUGAAAAAAGACGGCAGUUUGACAAGAUUCUUCUGUGCUACCUCAGGGAUCCAUCCAGGAAGUUUGCAGUCUUCACUUACAUCAAUGACGUCAUGAUGGAGAGUAAUUACACUGAACCAGAGAAAGACGCUGUACAAAACGAGGCACUGGAAAACCUACAGGAUUUGGUGGCAAUUGACUGCAAGGAAACAGCCCAGUUGGUCCUCAAGAUCUUCUCCAGCUCUUUAGAGGAAGUGAUAGAUCGUUUAGAGGAUCGACCACGUCUGCAGUAUGAUUUCCUACUGGGUGUGUUUGAAUAUCGAGAUGCAACCAGUACAGCCCUGGCACCAAAGGAAUCCAAGUUUGAUCCAUAUCUGCACGAGAAGUACAUUGAUCUGAUGUGUCGGUUCAAUCCUAUAUCGGUUCAUCAUUACAUCAGGAAUGUGGAGGGAUAUCGUCUAGAGGAAACCUUACAGAUUGUCCGACGUCACAAGAUAGCAGAUGCCACAGCGUACCUCCUAGAGAUGGCGGGAGAUAUCCAGGGAGCAUUUAGUAUCAUGCUGGAAAGCUUAUCCAACAACAUAAGGAAUCUAUCGGAAAGCAUGGAGGCUGAUAAGGCUGCUGAUAAAGCCAAAAAUCCCAGUGUCUCCAUCUGCAGUCUGCAGGCAGGUUUGAUGGUCAUCAUUCAGUUGUGUCAGAGAAACUCAGCCAAACUGGAUGAACCAGACAGGGAGGCUUUGUGGUUUCCUCUCCUGGAUCUCAUGAUGGCAUCACAGAGAAAGCUGAGAUCCUCUCUGACUGAUGACCAUUUUGAAGCUUUCAAAGAUCUGACAAGACAUGUGCUGAACAGCAUGAUGGGAUACAUUGCGUUGCCAUCCGUCUUGCAGAAAAUCAUGCAGGAUCCAACUUACAGCACUGGCAAGUUUGGUGAAAUCAAGGAGCUGAUACUGGGAAUGCUAGACACCUAUAACUAUGAAAAGACCCUGUUGCGAACCACCAACAAUCUUCUGGAUCACGAUCUGUACUGGUCCCUUCACAACCUGACCCAAGCCGUCAAUCGAGGCCUGAUACCUCGCAAGGAAGCAUGCUUCAUCUGCAAUCGCAGCUUUGCCAAGAUCAGCGAGGACGAAACAGUGGUCGUCUUCAGCUGCGGUCAUACCUACCACACGUCCUGCCUCCAUACGUCCGGCUGUUCCUCCAUGAUCGAGGGCAAGCAGCACUGGAUGUGUUACCAGUGUUACAGCACGCGACGGACGGGCAAAGCCAGAAUGCUCAACAUGAGGAAGUCUCAGCACUUUGCCAGCGUGGCUGCGGGGAAGGGAACCACGGACAGGGCAGUGGUCAAGAAAGGAGGCGGGGCUGCCGGGGCAACCGCUGGGGCGUCUGAAAAGGCUGUGCAGUUGGAUCCAGAGCAGAUUGCCUCCAUGGACUUGCUCAGAAAACGACUGGAGGGGCCAUCAAAGCUUGCUGUACUGUGUGAAGUUGUCCGAUCUUAUCGUGACAAACCAGCAACAAAAGGCGCUGUCAGAUCGGAUAGCUUGCUGCUAUCGGAUGAAUUCAAGCUACGGCUUAUCCCGCCCCCUUCAGACCAGUGACCAAUCAGCCUCCAGGAGCACUGUCAGAUCAGAUAGCAUGCUCCUAUCAGACAAAUUCAAGCUAUGGCUAGCCCCGCCCCAUCAGAUCAGUGACCAAUCAGCAUCCAGGGGCUCUGUCAGAUCCGACAGCAGGAUCCUAUCACAAGACUUCAAGCCGAGGCUAGCCCUGCCCUUAUCAGAUCAGUGACCAAUCAGCAUCCAGAAGCACUGUUACAUGUUCCUAUUGGAUGAUUUCAAGCUACGGCUGGCUCCACCUUCAUCGAAUCCAUAACCAAUCAGCAUCCAGGAUGAAUGUCACAUGCUCCUGUCCCUCCCUGAGCCCACCAGAUCGGUGACCAGUCGGCAUCCAGUAGCGCAACACUAUCAAGUCUGAUAGCAUACUUCUAUAAGAUGACUUCAAGCUACAAGCCUCGUGUUUUACUCAGUUAUCUGAGUCAUUGAAAAAUUCAUAUGCUACUUCAUGUAUAUUUAAAGAAUCAGUUGUAUCUUCUUUUUUUUAUAUAAAUCGUUGUUAUUCCAUGUAUAUCAAGCCCAUUUUGUUGUAUUUAUACCUAUUGCAAUCUUGGGUAUAUUAUGUAAAUAGAGGUACGUUUUUCAUGCUGCUGAAAAAAACACCCUUGUAAAUUGCUGAAAAACUUGUCUGUAAUGGCUUGUCAAGUAUCAUGUUUUUUUUUUUUUAAUUUUCAUCUUCAGUUUUAUCCCUGGCUUGAUAAAUCAUGUAGAGGCCUUGAACACCCAAAUCAAAUGGAAAUGAUCUCAAUUUUGGACUCACAUUGUAGGAUUUGACAUUGAAGAAGAACACACAAGUCUGGUGCCUAGAAUCUCCAAAAUCCCAAACGGGAGACAAGGUGAAUGUUUUGAAAACCUUGUUAGACUCACCUUAGUUAACCUGUGAUACGGAGAAGGUUGAUUCUCAGAACUCAUAUUGCCUCAAAUUGCCUGUGAAUUAAAGAAUGGUCUGCUAAUGAAGUCAAAUUUUUGUGGAAAAAUCACCGAAUAAUACUCUAUCUUUGGCUGCACAAUUGACAUAGAAAUAGUGAUGUACAUGUACUAAUUGGAAUCUGCAAGUGUUUUAUUACAAGUUACAUGUGUAUACUAUACUUUAAUAGUUCAUACAGUUUUUUAUAGAAAAAAAAUGAAAACGUCUGUGAAGAUUGCACUUUUCUGGGUCAAGUUUAGCCACUCAGUGUUACAUGUGUAAAUGUAUUUUGUUUUCACAGGUAUUCAGAAGUUAAUGUCUAAAGGGAACAGAAUUUUCAGAAAUUGCCCAAGUAUUGAGCAACUCUCUGUUUUAUAAAAUGUAAUUUACAUCCAUCUUCAGACUAAGCAGGUGCUUGAUGGAAUUUUCCGUAGGGGGUUUAUUCGUGUGGAUUUAUAAAAGUUGAAUUUCAUUUACUUCAAAACUGCCAAGUGAUUGUGCAAAUGCUGGGAGGAUUUCCCCUAUCCCUUCAGUUUUAUAUCUUAUUGCUGAUUUCAAUUCAUGCCUAAAAUUUCGCAGAGAUUCAUUUGCUGUAACUAUGUGUGACAUGUAUACACAGAGAAUAUUGAACUUCGUAUGCACAAUCAAUUCCAUAAUGACUUUCUGGCCCAAUGCCAACAUAUAGUUCUAUUACAGGUCUAUAAGUUUUCAUAUAUGAUGGUUUCAAUAUAUGUACUUGUAUUUAUUUCUUUUUACGCAACACUGGAGUAAAUCCCUGUCAUCUGAUUGGUGGGUCGUUGAUCACAUGUCGUUGAAUUAUUCGUCCCAACACCUGGCCCGGCCGCACCGCAAAAAUAGAAGUUCUCUUCCACGAUAAAAUAGAAGUUCCAUUGAACAGCCACACUUUUGGUGGCUCUGACUAAUCAGAUGACGAGGAUUUAUUCAGGUGUUAUAUAAAACAAAUAGUGAAUGUUUCACAUGUGUGCAAUGGAAAGAAUAAUUUCAUGGGGUGACGGAUGGAAAGUUCCAUUUCCACUCUGCGAACGUUCCAUCUGUCACCUCAUGAAAUUAUUCCUAUCAUUGCAAUCAUAAACAUUCAUUGUUUGUGUAAUGUAUUUGUAUACAAUAUAUUGCAAAUGUCCAAUCAGUCUGGAAUUUAUUACGCAUCAAGGAAAUAGGAUAUAUCUGCGAAUAAGUUGAAUGUUUUUAAAUAUGUGCAAUUAUUUUUUUCCAAUUAGAUCUUUUUAUAUAAUUUGUUUAAUUACGGUAUGUGGAACAUAUUUCAAAUAAUUUUUUUUUAUUUGUCAGCCUUGAAUGAGUUAUUUGCUAAAAGCUUGCAUUCAGAAAGUCGAGGCAGGUAUACACUUUUGAGAAAUGGUGUCAAACAGCAGCGCAUGUUAAUUAUGAUGGAAACUGAAUAUGGACAAAUGUUACAAUAAAAAGCGAAAUUUCUCCCA